This is a messenger RNA of Cyanidioschyzon merolae strain 10D, 1536 nucleotides long. RefSeq lists its product as hypothetical. Gene Ontology annotation, cellular component: nucleus. The coding region runs from base 1 to 1536 and encodes 511 amino acids. The record is from RefSeq and is a predicted model, not a curated record. Gene Ontology annotation, biological process: dGTP catabolic process. Gene Ontology annotation, molecular function: dGTPase activity. NCBI's taxonomy places the organism in Eukaryota, Rhodophyta, Bangiophyceae, Cyanidiales, Cyanidiaceae. The transcript has a single exon.
AUGAACGUUGAGUAUGGGAAACCUAAUGGGAAAGUGUUCAACGACAGCAUACACGGCCACAUUUACAUGCCAGACUACUGCGUGCGCGUCAUCGAUACGCCACACUACCAACGCCUGCGUGACCUGAAGCAACUCGGAGUCGUGUACUGGACUUUUCCUGGGGCGAGCCACAAUCGCUUUGAGCACGGCAUCGGAACUGCGUACUUGGCAGGUUCCAUGGUCACCAAUCUUCUUUCGAGGAGCGAUUCAAUUGCACCCCAGCUGGCCACCAGAAGCGGCCCUGCACAACCGAGCGAACGAGCAGCGACUCGAGCGCACCCGCUGGACCCUGUGGCGCUCACUUCGUCGACCGCCACCGACUCUGGCGCACGUCAAGGCCUGCAAAGUAACUGGCGGGAUCUCGAGCGUGACUUGCGUCUCGUACGUCUGGCUGGACUGUGUCAUGAUCUGGGCCAUGGACCCUUCUCGCACGUUUUCGACCAUCAGCUGCUGCCGCGACGAGGUAUUCAGAGCGACGUGUAUGGGCGCUUUCACGAGCAGCGCUCAGCAAUGCUUCUCGCGCACAUGUGUCAGCAGUUCGAGGUCGCACUAGACGCUAUGGAAGAGGCGCUCGUUACUGAUAUGAUUCUGGGUAGGCUGAGUCCGCAGAGUGCACGUCUAACGAACCGUUUCCUGCUCGCUGUGGUGAAUAAUCAACGCUCUGGAGUCGAUGUGGACAAGUUUGAUUACUUGACGCGGGAUGCACGCUACACCCUGCCGCGCUCUGCAGGUUUCGAUUAUGAACGCUUCCUGCGCUUCAGCCGCGUCAUCGGAGAUGAGAUCUGCUACCACAUCAAGGAGGCGAACAACCUGUACGACAUGUUCAGUACGAGAAUGCGCAUGCACAAAAUGGUUUACAACCACCGAGCGGUUAAGGCCUGUGAGUUUAUGAUUACGGAUGCCAUGGUCUUGGCUGACGAGUUCCUGGGUCUUUCGCGUUCUAUCCAGGACCCAGAGGCAUUUCUUCAGCUCAGUGACUGGAUCCUGAAGCGGAUUGAGUUUUCCACGGAGGCGUCGCUUGGCGCAGCCAAGUCGCUGAUCCAACAGCUGCAACGACGUGAGCUUUAUCGAUUCGUUGGUGCCGCGCUGGUUCCAGUAUCGUGUGCGUCUGUUAGUGCUGGUGACUUAACCGCCUGGCAAAGCGACGGCUUCGUUCAGUUACGACCAGAGGAUCUCAUUGUGCACCAUCAAGUCAUAAACUAUGGCAAGGAAGGUGGAGCGGACCCCGUCGAGCAGGUGCGAUUCUUUGUCGAUUGGUCCACCGAUGAGACCGUUGGCGUACGUCGAGAGCAGGUAAGUUCCCUGAUUCCGAGCCAUUUCGAAGAACGGAUGCUCAUGGUCUAUUCACGUCGACGCGACCCGCGUUAUGUGCAGGCAGCACGACAGGCGUUUGAGCGAAUGCUCCAGCGGCAGGGCGGAUGGAGUCCUCCGCAUCGACAAGUUGGCGCUGGGGAACAGCUGCCACAACUCUUUCCUGAUCGUAAAACCAUCGCCUAG